This is a messenger RNA of Cornus florida, 15441 nucleotides long. RefSeq names its product probable disease resistance protein At4g27220. Gene Ontology annotation, molecular function: ADP binding. The coding region runs from base 10580 to 14998 and encodes 1472 amino acids. The transcript is spliced from 13 exons. The record is from RefSeq and is a predicted model, not a curated record. NCBI's taxonomy places the organism in Eukaryota, Viridiplantae, Streptophyta, Magnoliopsida, Cornales, Cornaceae.
AGUUGAUAGUGUGAACUCCAUUGAGAAAAAGUUGAAGAUGGCAAUAUUAAUAUAUAGAUGCAAUAUAAGUAUGAUUUCAUCUGCUGCGUUCAGUACUCUCUCUUUCUGAUCCAUCUCAGUCUUGGUUUGCUGGUGGAAUUGGGAAACAUUACUAGCUCUGUCCAAACAAAUCUUUAAGCUUGUUAUAGACUUGGUGGAUGAAUUGAGACACCUUACUAGCUCUGUCCAAACAAAUCUUCAAGCUUGUUAGAGAGUUAGGGAGGUGACAGUGUGAAAGCUCCAGUGAGAAAAAGUUGAAGGAGAAAUGGGAAGAGGUGGAGAUGGCAAUAUUAAUAUACUUGGUGGAUGAAUUGAGACACCUUACUAGCUCUGUCCAAACAAAUCUUCAAGCUUGUUAUAGACUUGGUGGAUGAAUUGAGACACCUUACUAGCUCUGUCCAAACAAAUCUUCAAGCUUGUUAGAGUUUGCAGUUGCAGAGAGAGUGAGAGAGGGCAAGUUCAGAGUCGACAACGAGAAUAGAGAUGGAGGCGAUUGACUUGGUGUGUUGGUGGAUGAAUUGAGACAGCAUCCUAGCUCUCUGUCCAAACAAAUCUUCAAGCUUGUUAGAGGUAACAUCCUUUUUAGUUUCUCCAAACAAAUCUUCAACUAUAAAUCUCUUUUAGUUUCUCCAAACAAAUAUUCCCUAGGCAUACACGGAUGUGUAGCUCUGUGUAUAUCAUAUGCUGCCUUGAUAGAGCUUUGUUUUGAAAAUGAGUUUUGAACAUGGUGGAGUGUAAAAUUUGUUUUAUGAUUUUUAUGAAUCUUGGAACGGUGGGUGGAGAAAAUAUGAGGUACAGAGGAGAGAGAACGGAAAGAGAGAGGAGAGGGAUGGUGGUGGUGGCGGCAAGUGACUGGCAACAGUGGUCGGUCCGUCGGAGGGAGGUGGUUAAUUUGGUUGGGGCGGUGACAGCCAAGGGCGGAUCCAGGAUUGUUGAUUGGGGUGGGCUAAUUUAGGAUUGGGCUAAUUUUGGGUGGGCUAAAUUUUUUUUUUUUUUUGGGCUAGGCUGAAAGUAAUGUAGUAAAAAAAAAAAAAAAAAAUUUUAGGGUGGGCUGAAGCCCACCUUCGCCCACCCCUCCCUCCGCCCUUGGUGACAGCGGGUAAGGUUGUGAACAAAAAUCCUGAAGUAUUCAAUAAUUUAGUCUUUUCAUUAUAAGACAUUUUGAUAUUUUUAUUCUGAAAUAUUUGGGCGUAAAAAGGUAAAUUUAGCUUAAAAAUACCCUGAUUUUAUUAGAGGUAGGGUUGGCAAAUGGGCGUUGGGUCAAAUAUUGAUGGGUCAAUAUCAAUCCUGGUCUAAGUGAAUUAGGCCGCCAACAGCCCAUCGCAAACAUUUUAAUUAUUUUAAGUUUUAGGGAUUGUUUAGAUUUAUAAUAAACUAUUACGAAAUAUAUUUGAUAAUGUUUGUCAGUUUCUAACAUCAUCCCAUAAAUAUGAACCCGUCUUACAUGUGGAAAAGGAAUAUAAGACUAAUGUGUUCAAUUUUGCAAACUUGCACAUUAGAAUGAGAGAACAAAUGUGGAUGUGAACACUUUAAAUUCAUGACCACCUAGAGUUAAAUUUGUGAUUUCAUUUAGCUAGAACAUCGAUUUCAUUUUUCAUAUUCUACUUCGUGCACUCGAUAAGGAACAUUUUUUAAAAUCUAUUUAAGAAUUUUAAUAUUCCUAUUUUAUAACAUAGUUCUUCAAAUUCACAUAAUUUGUUUUGCCCAAUAAUUUAUUAUUCAUAUAAUUUUUUUAAUCAAAUUUUAUUUAAAUAUUGGAUCCUCAAGCUCUCGAUCUCAUAACAACUUUAGAGUUUUUGGGGCAACCUCUAAAAUAUUUUCUGUCAAAUAAAAACUUUUCUUUUUAGUGGGGUACAAUCUUAAUUUCUCAAAGUUUUCGGGUUUCGUAAAACUCAUAAUUUUCUUGUGGGGUUGGGGAGAGAAUGGGUGGUUGGUUUGGUUGUGAACUGACUCAACGAUGUUGAAAGACAUAUGGUAACUGUUGUCACCCACUAGGAUUAAACAAUAUUUUGUUUAAUGUUAGGCUAUACAGAUAGUGACAGACUUAGGAAAUUUUGUGAGGGGGGCGGCUUUUUAAUUUGUGAGUACAAAAUUAUAUAAUGGGGCUAUUUUUGCAAUUUUAAUAGAGUUUUUUAAUAAAUUUUAAAAAAUUUAAAGGAAAAAAAAAAAAAAAAAUCAGUGGGACAAAUUAUAAUUCUAGUGGGGGCAUCUUCAUAAAUUAUCAAAAAUUUGAAGUAUAAAAUGCUAAAAAAAAGAAUCUAGUGGAGCGAAUUGUAAUUUUAGUGGGGCAUUUUCAUAAAUUUAAAAAAAAUUAUGGUAUAAAAUGAAAAUAUUAAAAAUCCAGUGGUGGCCCACUAAUCCCAUGCUGGGUCCGUCCCUAUAUAUAGGAUAUAGUAUGAUACAAGUUGCAUUUUUUUUUUUGUUAAUUAUACUUAAUCUAUUUUUCUUAUUAAAGUAAAUUAUGAAAAAAAAUUCAAGGUAAGUAUGGCAACUAGGGGUGGCAAUUCGUUCGUGAGUAUUGUGGGUCAUAAUCGUGUCAUGUCGAUGUAAGGGUAUUAUACUAAACAGGUAAGUUCAAACCUGACUCUUUUAAUACUCGUGUCAAAGAUCCUCAACACUAACCAGAUCUGUUUACUAAACGAGUAAUCGUGUUAACACAUUUAAUAACCUGUUUAUCAAAAACGAGACAUUUAAUAUUUAAUCAAAUAAUAAAAAAAUUGUCACAAUUAACCUAAAUAUUCACAAUAAGAAAAAAAUUCAUAAGGCGUAGACAAGGUUUAUGUUAAAAUGACUUAACUAUCCAUGGUAAUUGGGUUUAAACAUGUACUAACAUAUUACAUAAGUCAUAUUUAUGGUUAUAAUAUGUUGAGUUAAACGAGUCAUAAACAGGUUACACGAGUUGAACCCCUCAACCCUAACCCGACACGGUUAAAUAAACGGGUUAAUCGUGUCAAUCCGUUUAUGACCCAAACCCGUUUAAGGUUAAUUCAAACCCAUAUAUCUCGUAUCGAGUUUGAGUCGUACUGACGGAUCGUAUCAUAAUUUGCCACUAUUAAUGGCAACACUAUAUUGGAGCUUUGAAAUUGGAAUUGAAAGUUCCAAUUCCAAAUCUAUUGUUUGCAUAGUACAAACUAAUUUCGGAUUGGAUUGGAAAUGCAUUGUAAUUCAAUGUCACGGCCCCGAAUUUUCUAAUAAAAUCCUCUAUUUAUUCAAUUCAAAUAUAUCAAAAUACACCCAGGAUUAUAAAAAAAAAAAUGACCUCUUUUAUACAAAGACAAUUUCCUCAAAUAUACAAAAAAUUUCUCCAAAUAAUAAAAAUAAAACUCGCUACGCCAACUCUUCAGCCUAAGCCCAAAUCUAGCGAUCGCCGUCCAUCUUCGGUACCUGAAACUAAAGGGUGGUGAGACAAAAGUCCUAGUAGGAAAAAUCAUAACAAGAGUUUCAUGGAGGUUUAAUAAAACAGCUUCACAAAAUAUACAUACACCAAUGAAUAUAUACAAACAAAAUAUGCAUUUAAUAAAAACUAUUGAAGCAAAACCUCCCCAUGCCAUUCAAGAUAUAGAAAACCCUACAAUGAAAAAGAUUAAUUCCCUCACUGGAUCGUCAAAAGCCUCAAGCUCCGGCCUCGUCUGCAACUUUCGGCCUCUUCUCUGUCCCUCAAAACUCACUCUUUGUUUCUCUCUUUGCUCACUCUAAAUUCUGUUACUUCCUUCCUCUAUCUUUCUUACUUAGCAAUGCACACAACAUACUCAAUAAAUAGGCCACUCCACUGACCCAAUCCCACUUUCAGCUCACCAAGCCCACGUGCAGAAAUCAAGCCCAGUCAAAAAGUGGUAUGCCAAAAUCUCAUCAUUACUUUCCAAUACACAUUCUUCACUCCAUCAGAAUCCCACGUGAAGGAAAUUCAGAAAAGAAGAAAAUUUGGCCUAAACAAAUCUUCAGUGGGCUCGCCACCUAUGCUUUCUUUCCUCAUACUUCUCAUUUCUUAUCUUCUUUAUCUCCAGAUACUCACAAACCAUACCAUCUCUCUCUCUAGCUAAAUAUCCCACGUGCACCAAUUUAAGGCUACACCACAAGACACCAAGUGGGUCCCGCUUACACAUCACAAUCACCUUUCUCUCUUUCCUUCAUCAUUUCGCUGCCUUCUUUUAUUUUCUUUAUUAUCAUCUCAUCACCAACCUGCUCCUUUCCUUCACCGUGAUGCAUUAUAUAUAUAUAUAUAUAUAUAUAUAUAUAUAUAAAAUAAUAUAUAAACAUGAGACAAAACUCAAUUCGGUCACUUCGAUCUGACCACACACACACAUAUAUAUAUCUAUAAAAUAUGUAAACAAAAAACCAAAUUCCAUUCUCUGUAAAUAACUUGCAUGUGGGCCCAAAAAAAUUCAUCAUUUGAAUUCCCAUUUCACUGCUCCCUUCAAUCUCCAACUGAUGCCAUGUAUAUUAUAUAUAUAAAAUAUAUAUAAUGCAUCAAAAACCAAAAACAACCCAUCAGAUUACACACACACAACUAUUAAAAAACUAAAAUAAUAUUAGUAAUUAUAAUAAAAUAAAAUUGUAAAUUUAAAUCUAAAAAAAAUUCGAGUUAUCGCAUUCAAAACAUGAAUUGGAAUUGCAUUGUAAUUCUAAACAUCCCAAAUCAACGAUUUGAAUCCCAUAAUUCAACAAAAGAUUUCGAAUACCAAAACAAACCAAACAUACCACCCUUCUCUCUCCCAUGCUCACUCUACCCCCAACACUCAUGCAAUAUCAAAUAAAAAUUCAAUAUUUCUAUAUAUAUAUAUAUAUAUAUAUAGGAUUAUUUGAUAUUUAAAAAUGAUAAGAAACGAGAUAAAGAAGAGUAAAUGCAUAAAGAAUGGUAAUUCAAUUAUUCAACUAAGGCAUUUAAUUUGUUAAAAAAAAAAAAAAAAAAAAAAAAACCUGAAGCAUUAAAUAUGUUGCCAAAAAAAAAAAAAAAAACUGUAAUAGAUGUGGCUGUGGCCAGCCGCCUAUUACCCAAUAUAAUUAAAUUUACAUUUAUAUAAUAUAUCGUGUCACUGUGGGUCACAUAUAUAUCUUGUGCCCCUCUAUAAUAAAUAAAUAAUAGAAAAAGAAAAAAGAAAAAAAAAGAAAAAGAAAAAAGCUCCAAUCAUCCAUACACCAAUUAAGUUACUUGAUUAAUUAAUUUCUACAAGAAAGAGAAAAAGUUAUUUAAAAUUUGGGAGCCAAUAUACAAAUAAUAAUAAUAAUAAUAAUAAUCAUAGCGACAUGAGGUGAUGAUAAUUCCAAAUGAUAUUUUGUGAAAUAAAACUUGUCUUAUGAUUGAAAUUUAUAUUAUAUGGCCAAUAGAAUUGGAAAAAUCUAAUCAUCAAAAUUUAAUUUUAAUUAUUUAGUCAAACAAAGAAAAUAAUAUUUUUGAAAAGACGUCAACUAGAAAGACAAAAAGUGACUGAUUAUUAAAAAUAUGAGUGUCUUAAAUAGUUUUGGCUAUUUAUUUAUUUGAUUUUAUUUCAUUGAUAAAUAUAUUAAAAAAAUUCCAUGCAGUUUCCUUUUGGCUAGAGAUAUCAUACAAAAUAUAAAAAAUAUCAAAAAAUAAUAUUUGAGAUAAAGGCUAUGGGUGCUACAUAGUGGAAUUACAUAUUUAAAAAAUAAAAUUCAUAUUAGACUGCAUAUUAAGUUACCUCCUCAAAGUAUUAUUGAUACAUUAAUAUUUACUAAUUCAAUCUUGAUUCAAAUUUGUCAAAUAUAUUGUAUAUGUGUUCAUAUAAUUACUUAUACAUCAUAUAUCUGUCUAUAUAAAUAUCUAUUCCAAAUCAAUGUUGUUAUUCAAACAAUAAAAUUUUAAUUGUAAUUAAAUUACAUUUGAAUUCUAAAGUUUAUCCAACCAGUGAAUUUGGAAUAAGAUUGGUGGGCAAUCUAAGUUGAUGACGUAUUUCUCAUUAAAUUUGCAUAAAUUUAUUUUUAACUUUUGAAAUUAAUUAUUUAAAUAAAAAUCUUAGGUAAAAAAUUUUAAAAUAAUUUAAUCAAUACUGAGAAGGUAUUUUUUAUUGAAUUAAUUUAUUAAUUUUUUAUCACUCUAUUACAUGAAAAAGAAUGUAUUUUUCUACCGUCAAAAAAUUUAAACCAUGGGUCGAUCUGGAGGUCCAUCAAUAAUUCUUGGAAACUUGAAGAAGCUCAAAACAAUGGCCAUCACUCACUCCAAUCUCACAGGUACCUUCCCAAAAACUAGCAUUUGAAUAUUAAUUGCAAACCAAAGAUAUCCCGUUCCUUCUCUUAGCUCCAAGUCCAUUUCUUCCAUUAAUCUCGAUCUCCACAUUUCGAAUUCUUGUAGAGUUCUUAUCAAAUUUUAUUUGCACAUACAAUAAAUAUAUAUAGAUAUAUAUAUAUAUGUAUAUGUAUAGAGCAGCUAUACAAUUCAUGAAGUAAAUUUCAAGACGUGCAUAAUGAACAGUACCGCCGUUACUUUCAAUGUUCAUUCUAACCCAAUAUUGCAUUUACCCUUUUUUUUAAAUAUAUUUUUUUUGGUGGGGCCAAGCAAGCAAGAAAAGUCUUUAGCUUUGUUUUAGAGAGAGUGUAAGAAAUGAGAGAGAGAGAGACACACACACACACUAUACUGUAUUGAUGUGUGAGACUCUGUAUAUAUAAGAGAAAUUUAUAUAAAUGGAGUUUUGUGUGAUGAACAAGUAAUUUUAUAUGUAUAAGGUAAUUGUAACUUUAUAUGCAUAAGGUAAUUAUAUAUAUUGUAUUCUUAGAUGCAAAAUUUUAAAUGAUGAUGUAAAUUUUUUUAAAAAAAAUUUAACAGAUUAGCACAAUAUUGUCUUUCAUUCCCAGUAUUUCAUUUUUCAAAAAAUUUGAGUUAGGAUUGAGAAAAAUUUACUUUGUUUUUUUGGUGCAAAGAUACUAUUAGGAUUGAAAAUUAUAAAGAAAAAUAAUGAUCUCAAAGUUUCACUUUAAAUUAAUAAUAAAAAAUAAGUCACUCGUUUUUAUUUAUGUUAUUACAUAUGUAUUGCGUGUACUAAUUUAUACUACGGUAUUUUAUGAACAUAAAAAGUAACUCGGGGAUGAAAUUCAAUGUUCAGUUUAUAAGGGAUAUGAUUUUUCAAAACGACCUUUAAUAUUUUUUAUUAGAUUUAUGAAACAUAAAUAAUGAUGUAAAAUUGAAAUAAAUAAUCAAAAUUUUAUUAAUUGAAUCCAUUACUUCAUUCAUUAGCAGUAUAUUAUCUUAUCGUCAUCCCCAUUAUUUAAUUCUUUUUAGAAUUUUUUUGUAAGGAUUUAUAAUUUCUUUUAAUUUAGAAAAAUUUACUAACUGAAAAAAUUAAUAAUAAUUUUCUUUUAUGAUUUCAAAGUUUACUUUCAAUUAAUAAUAAUAACAAAUCAUUUUUAUUUAGGUUAUUAUACAUUCGUUGAGUAUAGUAAUAUGUAGUAUAGUAUCAUGAAGUAAAAUUGAAAAAAUAAUCAAAAUUUUAUUAAUUGGACUGAUCAAAAACAUUGCUUCAUUAAUAUUGUUAUACAAAUAUUUCAUUUUUUAGGAAAUUUGGGUAAGGAUCUAUAAUGUCUUUUAAUUUGGAAAAAUUUACUAAUUGUCUAUUUUGUUUUUGUAGAAGCAUACGAUUAGGAUUGAAAAUUUUUAAGAGAAAUAUUGAUUUCAAAAUUUAUUUUUAAUUAAUAUAAAAAUUAUUUUUAUUUAUAUUAUUGGUUAGGCAUUGAAUGUAGUAAUUUAUACUAUGGUGUUUUAUGAACAUUUGUUAACUUACAGAUUAAAUUCAAAUGUUGGCUUUAUAAGCAUAUGAUUUUUAAAAACCACCUUUACUAUUUUUUUUAGAUUUAUGAAACAUAAAUGAUAACAAAAAAUUGAAGAAAAUAAUUGAAAUUUUAUCAACACCGUUACUUCGUUGGUUAGCACAAUAUUUGAAAAGGGAUUUAUAAUGUAUUUUAAUAUUUAAAAGAGUUAUAAUAUUAUUAUUUUAUCUUUUUUUUUUUUUUUUUAGUGUUGGACAAAGUUGUAUCAUUAUUAUAUUACCUUUUUUACUUGACUUUUCAACAUUUGCACUACAAUCUUAAAUGAAAUAGUAAUUCUAACCCUAACUUUAUAACUUUACAAAUAAAUAAUUAUUACUUUUUAAAUGACAAACUUGUCAUUUUAGAUUUCUUCUCUUCUAUCCCUAAUCUUUAUUAUUUUAGGUUUCUUUUGACAAGACAAAAAAUAAAUUUAAUAUGUAUAUUUUUUUUACAGGAUCAAGAAAAAAAAAUUUAUGUUCAAUAAAUUGACUCUUUGACUGGACAAAAAAAAUAAAAAGUAACCAUUAAAAAUUUAUCUCUUUUGAUAUGAAAAAAAAAAAAAAAAAAAAAAAACCGGAAAUUUUUUUUUUUUUAAGAAAUUAUAUUUUUUGUCAACAUCCCCAAAAGAAAAGAAAAAAAUGUAUGAAAAGAAAAGGAUUAUAUAUAUAUAUAUAUAUAUAUAUAUAUAUAUAUAAAUUUAAUAAAUUCUCUCUUUUGAUAAGACCCAAAAAAAAAAAAAAAAAAAAAUUUUUUUUUACUUCUUUUGACUGAAAAAAUAGUUAACUUUGUUGAAUAAUAUGGCUUUCAAUUGUACCAAUAAAAAAAAAAAAAAACAAAAACAAAAACAAAAAGGUCAUUAUGAAAUAAAUUAUUUCUUUUGACAGUAAAAAAUUAAAUUAUUAGUAUGAAAUAUAUUAUUUUCUUUGAGAAGACCUCUAGAAAAAAUAAAUAAAAUGAAAAAAAAAAUAGUAAAGAAGGUUAAAAAAUGUUAAAGUUGUAUAAAGGGUAAUUAUAAGAUUAUCAAUUAAGGGAUAAUCCAUUAAUGAAUUCAAGGAUCUCCUUCUCAUUUUCUUUAAAAGAAAAAGUAAAUGUAGUGUAAUUGGAGAAAAGUAGAGUUCGAAUAUUGUCUACCUUAUAAUAUUAUUAUAUUACAUUUGUUUUGUGAUUAGAAGAUAUAUAAUAUUAUCUAUAUCUAUAUUAUUAUUAAAAAUACAAAAAUUUGUAUCCAAUUUUGAAUUUUUAACCAAUUUUGAGUUUUAUGCUAUAUUUAUUUAUUUUGUAAGAAUUUUUUUAUUUAUUAUUUGUUUCUAUAAAGAGUUUUUAUUAUUUUUUAUAAAAGAGUUGCCUAAUGUAAUUUGGAGUUAGUGUUGUUAUUAUUAAAAAAUAAAAGUUUUUAGUUAUAUAUUUAUAUAUUACAAAAUAGUUUUAAUUAUAUUUUUAAAAUAGUUGCCUUAUGUAAUUUGGAGUUUUAUUAUUAUUAUUAUUAUUAUUAUUAUUAUUAUUAUAGAGAGUUUUAUUAUUUUUUUAAAAGAGUCGCAUUAUAUAAUUUGGAGUUAUUAUUAUUAUUUUUUUAAAAAAAAAACAGGAUAAAAAGAGUAAAUUUUUAUUAUUCUUUCUAACUGGAUUCUAAAUACUCGUGUAAAAGGAUAAUACAAUUGACUUCUAUAAAUAUUUAAAAUUUUAAUUGCUCAAAACAAAUUAGUAAUUAAUUAUUUAUAAUAAAAAAAGUUAUUUUAUUUCCUGUAAAAUUUUUAAUUUACCACGUCUUUUAUUUUGGUGUUUUACUAAGAGAGUUAAAGCCAUUGGGUAACUUUAUUAUAACCUAUUAUUUUAUUAGAUUUAUAUAAUUUUUGGAUGCAACUUGGGCGGGCCAACUGGGCCCAACCCGAACCCAGCCCAAAACUUUUGGGGCUUAGAUUUUAGAUUCACAAAUUGGGCCCAAUUUGAGUUGGGUUUUCUCAAAACCCAACAGAGUUUGGGUUGGGUUCGGGUUCAACCCUAACCCAACCCUAUAUAUAUAUAUUUUUAACUUCUUCUUCUUCUUCUGUUUUUUUUUUUUUUUUUUUUUUUUUUUGGCACCUUCCAAAUCUUAACCGUUAAAUGAUCUUAUCAAACGGUUGAUAGCAUGUAUCGUUUUCUGAAAACCCUAAGCUCCAUGGUUAUGGUUGUUAUUAUUAUAAAAUUAUAAGUACAUGAUUGAUUGCAAUCCUAAAUAAACAGAUUUGUUUAUAUAUAUAUAUAUAUAUGUCUCCAUGUUUCCUAUAUAUACAUGAUUGAUUACAAUCCUAAAUCAUGUAUGUCUAUAAAUACAUGAUUGAUUGCAUCCUAAAUAAUUUCUGUUUCAUGUUCCAAGAAAGAAGACUUUUGAUUCCAACGUUAUAGGGCUUUUCUCUCUCUUACCUUUUGUUCAAAAUCUUUUAGUUUGAUCUUAGGCUACUUGUAUAUAUGUAUAAGUUUGUUUUAUGAUUUUUUUUGGGAAAAUUUUAAAAUUAAAGUUUAUUUAAAUCAAAUAAAAAGAAAAUUUUUUUUUAUUUUUAUUUUUAUACCUAAAACAAAAUAAGAUACGUUUUAUUUUGGUUGCAUUAAAAAAAUAAAAUUAGAGUUGGAGGCAUAAAAAAAUUAAUGUCUUCAAAAAAAAAAAAAAAAAAAAUCAUUAAUCUUGUUAGAGCUGCGUCCCCAACUAUAUAUAUGUUUUAGUUUUUCUUCAAUAUUAACACUUGUUGAUCUCUGUAAGUAUUUAAUUUUCUGUCAUUUGCUUUAUAUUUAGGGAAAAAAAAAGUUGAAAAUGGAAGUCAUUAAUACUGUGGUGGGAAAGAUGGUAGAGGUACUUACAGAGCGCUUUUUGGCAUCCAUGUGCCGCCGAAUUGGUUAUGUGGUUCACUACAAGAAAAAUAUCGAGGAUCUCCAUGCUCAAGUCCAGAAUCUUGGAGGUGUGAAGGAGAGGAUUGAAGGAAAAGUUGAAACAGCCAAGAAGAAUGGAGAAGUCAUUGAGAAAGAUGUUUUGAAUUGGCUUUCGGAGGUAAAUAAAAAGGAGGAAGAUCUGAACAGAUUAUUGGCAAACAAUGAAAAUAUCAAGUCAUGUUUUGAUGUUGGUUCAAGGUAUCGGCUUGGUAAGGAAGGUAAAAAGUUGUUGUCUGAUGUUUUGGGGCUAAUAGAGCAAGCCAGCAAGUUUGAUACUGUUGGACGCCCUGCUCCUUUGGGUGAUAUUUGGUACACAGGUGGUACCACAAAAUUUGAGCAGUUUGAAUCCAGAGAAUCCGUUCGUAAACAGAUCAUGCAGGCGUUGAAAAAUGAUAUGAUUUACAAAAUAGGAAUACAUGGCAUGGGAGGUAGUGGGAAGACGAGAAUGGCAGAAGAAAUUGCCAAACAUGCUAAAACAGAGAAGCUUUUUGAUGAGGUCGCCAAGGCAGUCUUCUCCCAAAAUCCAGAUUUGAAAAGAAUUCAAGAGGAGCUUGCAGAGUGUUUAGAACUUUCAUUCAAAAAAAAUACUGAAGUUGGGAGAAAGGGGGAGCUGUGCAACAGACUGAAAAAUGGGAAAAAAAUUCUUGUAAUUAUUGAUGACAUUUGGAAUGACAAAAUUAACCUGGAGGAAAUAGGAAUCCCAUCUAGCGAUAAUCAUAUCAAAGUUUUGCUAACCUCUAGGGAAGAAGAUGUGUUCAGUCGGAUGGGGGUUCAAGAAAACAUCCCAAUUGGGCUUCUACAGGAACGUGAAGCAUGGUACCUGUUUAGGAAAACAGUUGGAGAUUUUAUUGAACCUUCUCAUGAAGUUUAUUCUGUUGCGGAAGAAGUGUGUAGAGAAUGUGGUUGUUUACCAUUGGCAAUACUUGUAGUUGGAGCAGCACUAAGGGAACAGAAACAAAAGCAUACAUGGAAUGAUGCACGUGUACAAUUGAGAAAUUGCAGGGGAGAAAACAUCAAGGGAGUGACCAAGGAGUUGUAUUCACGCAUAAAGUGGAGCUACGAGUUUCUAGAGCACACAGAUGCUAGGUCAUGCUUUCUGCACUGUUCUUUGUUUCCAGAGGAUGCUGAGAUUCCAAUUGAUGACUUGGUGAUAUAUGGAGUGGGAACGAGGUUUCUUAUGGACAGCUCACAUCCAAUGAAAACAGCAAGAGAUAGAACAAGUGUGUUGGUUGAUAACCUGAAGAAAUCUCAUUUGCUAUUAGAAGGUAAAAGCAACGACUUUGUUAAAAUGCACGACAUCAUUCGAGAUGUUGCCAUCUCAAUUGCAUUAAAAGAAAAAGGAUUUCUGGCAAAAACAGAUGUCCGAGAGUGGCCAGAGAAAAAUGAAUAUGAAUCCUGCAGGGUAAUUUCAUUGAGGUCCAAACAAAUUUGUGAGCUUCACUGUGAAUUACAAUGUGCAGAAUUACGCACCUUGGUAUUGGAAUGCAACACCUAUGGUAAACCUCAAGUUCCAGAUAAUUUUUUUAAAGGGAUGAAAAAGUUAGAAGUUUUAGAUUUGUGUUCCGUGCGGCUGUCAUCAUCACCUUUAAAUCUGAUCAGCCUUCGGAUGUUGCGACUCCAUAACUGUGAACUGCAGAACCUAGCUUUUCUCAAGGAACUAAGAAAUCUUUUGAUACUAAGCAUUGUUGAUUAUGAUCUGGAAGAGGUGGCUGUGGAAGUAAGACAGUUGACUAACUUGCGGUGGUUAGAUUUGAGCUGUUGUAGAGAGCUUAAGAUAAUUCCAUCAAGUGUCAUAGAAAGUCUAUCCAAAAUUGAGGAACUGUACAUUCCACAUGAUUUUGAGGAAUGGGGGGUUGAAGGGAAUGCAAGGCUUGAUGAACUUAAUUCAUUGACAGGCUUAACCACUUUACAAAUUCACAUAGGAGAUGGCAUGCUACUGCCCAAUGAGCUCUGCUUUAAGUCCUUGAACAGAUUCAAAAUAUCAGUUGGGAGGACUAAGGGUUUUGGGUAUGAUGAAGAAGACUUAGGAGCACGGAUGUUGAAACUUGAUGAUAUUAGUAUGAGGAAGGAGUUCAAUAUUUUGAUUGAGAAUGCGGAAGCACUUAUUUUACAUAAUGUGGAAGGUUUAAAGAAUGUGCUUCAAUGUGGAGAUGGAAAAGGGUUUCUGGAUUUGAAAUAUCUUAGAAUCGAGGACUCUAGUGACAUGGAACAUCUACUUGGCAGUCCAAAAUGGAAUUUUCAAAGUCACGGUGCUUUCAACAGAUUAAGUGUGUUAGAUAUUAGACGUUGUAAAAUGAAAUUUCUCUUCCACGUAUCCACGGCAAGAGCUCUUCUACAACUCCAAGAAUUACAAAUACGGGAAUGCGAAAUCAUGGAAGAAAUAAUUCUAGAUGAUGAUGAGGAAGUAAUGAAUAAAGUUACUUUUCGUCAAUUAAAGAAAAUGGAGUUGCACGAACUACCAAACCUCAUAAGCAUAUGCUGCACCAAUAGGAAGAAAACGUCAAGCACGGAUUGCAAUACUUCCGACCUUGCACAAGCUUUCUUUAAUGAAAAGGUUUCAUUCCCUGCUUUGGAGGCACUGGAGGUAGGAGGAUUGAAAAACAUUACAGCAAUAUGGAACAACCAAUUAUUCCUAGGUUCGGAAGCAGCAGAAGAAUCAUCCUUUCACCAGCUAAGGAACAUAAAGAUACUUAAAUGUGAGCAACUGGUAAAUGUGAUAAUUGCAUGUCAAACAAGAGAAGGAGAAGAAGAGAUAACAAGUGAUGAAAUUAUUGUGUUCCCUCAUUUAAAGAAUAUGGAACUUGAAUGGUUGUCAAAACUCAAAAGUUUCUAUGGGUCCAAAAAGACAGCAGUCGAGAAUGACAAUAUUUCCGAAGCACUCUUCAAUUACACGGUUUCAUUCCCUGCUUUGGAAGUACUAGAGGUAAGAGGAUUGGAAAACAUUACAGCAAUAAUUGCAGGUCAAAAAGGAGGAGGAGGAGGAGAGAUAACAAGUGAUGAGAUUAUUGUGUUCCCUCACUUAAAGAUUAUGCAACUUGGAGGGUUGUCAAAACUCAAAAGUUUCUAUGAGUCUAAAAAAGCAACAGCCGAUAAUGACAUUAUUCCCCAAGCACUCUUCAAUUACACGGUCAAGUUCCCUUGUUUGGAGAGCUUCGAGUAUGAAGGACGUGAAAACAAUGUGAAGGAGAUAUGGGACGACACGGUUCCAACAGAUGCUGUUUGUAAACUAAGGGUGUUGAAAGUGUCUUAUUGUGUUGAACUGUUAAGUGUUGCUCCAUCAAAAUUGCUUGGAAGUUUCCACAACAUAGAAGAACUUAGCAUAUUAAGUUGUGACUCCUUGGAGGAGGUAUUUAAGGUUGAAGAAGGGUCAAAUGCCGAGGAAGGAAUGGUUGCAAUAGAUACAGAUAUAGAAAAAGACUUGGAGGACAAUCUUGUGUUCUCUCAAUUGAAAUCUAUAACCUUCAAGUUUUUGCCACAGCUGAGGAUUUUAUCCCGGAGGAGUCGCAUUUAUGAAUUGCCAUCCUUAAAACAUAUGGCAAUAGGUUGUUGUCCCAAAUUGGAAAUGUUUCCUUGCCGUGCCCCCUUACAAUCAUUGGAAAAGGUUGCUUUUCCUGUCUUGGAGCAUUUGGAGCUCUCGGAUGGAAACAUCAUCUUUGAAGAUAUUUUGCAUGGCCGUGUCCCAGCAGCCUCAUUUAGCAAAGUAAGAAGGCUGAGUCUGAUUGACUUCCGCGUGCUAGUGAACAUUCCUACCCUGCUGCUACAGAGGUUUGAAGUUGUUGAAAAACUCACUGUGAGAGAUUGUGAUUCAUUACAAGUUGUCUUCAACCUUGAAGGACUUGAAGACAUCAAAAGAGGAGCCCCUCAAAUAACAAAGUUGGACCCCUACCACAACCUAACAUUUUUAACAGUUGCAUCUUGCAACAGCCUGAAAUAUUUAUUCUCACUCUCAAUCGCAAGAAAUCUCACAAAUAUUGAACAACUGAGUGUUCGUAGCUGUAAUGCGAUUGAAGAAAUAAUUAAAAAUGAAGAUCAAGGUGAAGAGGAUGGUGGCAUGGAUGAAAUUGUGUUUCCCAAGUUACAGUUUAUGAACCUUGACCAUCUACCAAACCUCACAAGUUUUUGUUGGGCAAAUAAUGCUUUUAAAUUGCCAUCCCUACUGUAUGUUUGGGUGAACGAAUGUGACAAAAUGCAGACAUUCACAUCUGGACAGAUAAGCACACCGGUGAUAAUAUUACAAGAUCGUGACCUUAACAAUUAUGUGCAGCAGCGUGCUCAAGAAAGGGAUUGCGAUGUACAAGGAUGAUGAAGAAACAAGUAUUGGCAAAGAAAAAGAGUCUGGAAACCAUGAUGAAGAAGAUAUUUUGGCAAAUGAGUAAAUUAUGUGAUCAUUUUUGGACAGGCUAGUAUUUGGAAGUGGAAGUAAUUUUACUACAGUUACCAUCCAAGUGACUGAAGUAAAAAGGUGGCGGAUCCAAUCCUUUGGGUUCUCUCUUGCUACUGCCAAGAAAACAUAAUGGCCUUCAAUUCAAGGGGCACCAAAUGCUGACAUGCAAUUUAUUUGGGGACACCAAAAUUGGAAGUUUCAUAUAUGAUUUAUUGUUUGUUUUCUCCCAUAUUCUUUUUCUGCUCGAGUGUGAAUACCGUUGGUGUGUUUUGCUGAAGAUUGUUUAGCUAUGGUUGAAGUGUAUUUUAUUUAUUUAUUUUGGUAUGGAGUUAUGGUUGAAAUAUGUUUGUGUUACAUGAUCA